Lathyrus oleraceus (garden pea) is the source of this 1680-nucleotide messenger RNA. RefSeq lists its product as uncharacterized. NCBI's taxonomy places the organism in Eukaryota, Viridiplantae, Streptophyta, Magnoliopsida, Fabales, Fabaceae. The transcript has a single exon. The coding region runs from base 1 to 1680 and encodes 559 amino acids. The record is from RefSeq and is a predicted model, not a curated record.
AUGGAUACUUCAACAAAGAAAAACACUUCUUCUUUCCGCUUCAAGAGUCCCGACAUCAGGUCAUUAAAGAUCCUCUGUUCAAAGGUCGUAACUCUCAAAGACAACAAGUUUAGAGCCAAUUUUGGGAACAUCAUAGAUCUUCUAACCGAGAAGGUUGACUAUUGUGCUAUCACUACAAUGUCCCAAUACUAUGACGUUCCUUUAAGAUGCUUCACUUUCCCCGACUUCCAAAUCUCUCCAACCUUGGAAGACCUCGAGAGACUCCUCAAUCGACCACUCAAGGAAUACAACCCUUUCCCGAAAUUGGAAGAAGGAUUCUGUUUGGCUGAGCUCUCACUCAUCUUGGGUAUCAACACCAACAAGUUAGUGGACAAUUGGGGUGUUAAAGGAUCCCUCAAAGGUUUAACUCAAAAGUUCCUAGAAGCCCAUGCUUGGGAAAUGAUUAAAGAAGGAAGACCCGACUUUUGUAGUGCAACCUUGGCACUUUUGAUUCAUGGAAUUGUCCUCUUCCCAAAUCCGGACAAGUUUGUGGAUCAAUUAGCAGUUGAAGUCUUUUUAACAAAGAAUCCGGUGCCUUUUCUACUUGCCGAUUUCUACCAUACCUUCCAUACAAGGCAUGAGAAGAGGGGAGGUACUUACCUUUGUUGCCCUCCUAUGCUACAUCUUUGGAUGAGGGCCCGCAUGCCUCAAAGUGGACCUUUCGCCGAAAAUAAACUGACAUGGCCACAAAGGUUCGCAUCUCUCUCUGCCAACUCAAUUCUAUGGUACAAGAGGGAAUGGAAUAUAAAGGAUGUCAUCGCAAGAUGUGGAGAGUUCUCUAACGUACCCUUGAUAGGAACACAAGGUUGCAUCAACUACAACCCUGCUAUACUCAAGAGACAACUAGGGUACGCCAUGACAAGUCCCCCCGAGGAAAGAGAUUUCAUUCCAUUUGUCAUCAAUACCGUGGAUCCGCUUGAUUCAAACGUGAAAAGAGUGAGAAAAGCUUGGACAAGCAUAGUCCGUAUUGACUAUGAAUGGGGCAAGAAAAAUAUCUUAGCCAAGGAACCCUACUAUGUGUGGGUAAAAGAGAGGGCUAGGGUGGUUAAGAUGCCGUUUCUGUUUGAUCCUUAUUCAUUCCCGUUGAUGCCCGAGCCCGAACCUAUCUUACAAGAGGACAUGGACAAACUUACCAGCCAAAUCAAAGAGCUCGAGUUGGAAAACACUCAACUACGAGUCGAACUCAAUCGCGCCAAGGAACGUAACCCCGUCUUGGAGGAUAAGGGUAAGCAAGUCUGUGAAAAAUUUGAAGAUAGCAAGAAAAGGCUCCGAUUAGCCGAGGGACAAAGAGUUUGGGUUGGUGGAGCUUUACAAGGAGCUAAUUCUGAGCUAGAUUUCCGCAAUAAGGAGUUGGAUCGAGCAUCCCGAAUCAUCAAGGACCUUGAAAAUACUGUCGAGAGGUCGAAUGCCAUGAAGAAAGAAGCCAGGGAAGAUUAUGAGGCCCAGAUUCUCGAACUAAGGACCACUCUAAAAGAGUAUAAGGAUUUGCUAGCCAAGGAGCAACUAGAGAAAGAAAAGAUUCAUCGAAGCUUCAUGCGUGAGCAGUUCAACCUUGGACGAGCUUGCGAGCAAAUCAAGAACUUGAAGAGGGGAAUCUAUGACCAAGCCUAUGUACAAUUGCAAAACAACUGCAAACAUUAG